This is a messenger RNA of Aureococcus anophagefferens, 1230 nucleotides long. RefSeq lists its product as hypothetical. The record is from RefSeq and is a predicted model, not a curated record. The transcript has 3 exons. Lineage: Eukaryota; Pelagophyceae; Pelagomonadales; Pelagomonadaceae. Bases 1 to 1230 code for a protein of 409 amino acids.
AUGGCUGAGGUGCCAGUGCCUCCUUUGACCUUCGGCUCAAUAGAACUGCAGAGGAACGACCAAGUCGCGAGGCUUAGGCAGUCAUAUGAGGAUGACAAGAAGGAAAAGAGAAAGCGACAAGGCGAGGUGAGAUUGAAAAAGGCCAAGGCCUCCUUAGAUUUAGAGGCCAACGAGACUCCCGUGUUGACGGAGCUGCACGCGCUACAAGAUUUCGAAAAGGGAGACACCUUCUCUUCGAGAGUAAGCGCUGCUAUUGCCGCUAAGGGCAUGUUCGAGAAGCUUCAUGUGAUCGCAUGUCGCGAAAAAUUUGAUUUGCAGAACAUUGUUUUUCAAUGCGCAUGUGGAGACAAAGCCUGCGCGAAAGUGAGAAUACUUCGGCAGUGGACGAACUACAAUUCAGAAGAUUUCGCAGGGUUAAUUGCUAGUAAUGCGAAUAAGCACGACGGCAUCAAGCCGAAGGGCGCCAUACCACUCAUGCAACGCUAUAUCUAUAAGACUCUUAAUCCUAAAUCUUCGUUUGGACAGAGGGCAUGUGAAUUUGCACGAAACAUCAUAAAGCCUGGGGGUGAGAUGACCGAUCAAGUGGCAAACCUUCCUAUUGGCUGUGCAGCAUUUAGGAAAAAAGGGUGGACAGUAGAAUUUGAAACUGUUACUUCCAAAGAGAUGCAGAAGAAACUUUGUGAGGCAAUGAAAAAAGAGCAUGACACUAGUGAGCGGGCGAAAAAAAAAGAUGAUGCGAAACACAAGGUGACGUUGUUUAAAAAGUCGACGGUGCCAAAGUUAGAAAAGGAUGUUAAAUAUGUUGUCCAUAUCUCUAUAGCGCCACCUGGCUUGGUUACUUUGCACAACGCUUCUAUCCUCUCUAUAACUAGCUCAGAUUUUGCACAUGCAAAGGGAGCCAGUAUGAGCCAAUACGGGCUCAGAGUUUCAAUAGAAACGUCUCUGGGGAUGGUUAAUGACCUAAUGGCAACAUUGUCAUGGGGUAAUGAGAACGAGGAUGCGUGGAAGAUGAUGAAUGAAGCAACCAAAUCAGCUAUACCAGGUUUCGAUUGCGAAUCCCAGGUGGACAUCUUUGACGGUAGUAAAGGGGCCCUUAAUGCCCAUCAUGCUUGUUUUGAUGAAGUAAAGCUGUUUGCAGAUUCUUAUCAUGGACAACCUGGAUCAGUACAUUUCCGCUCUCAAGGCCCCUACGGGUGUCCAACUAGCCAAAAAAUUGUUAGCCAUGGAUAG